GCCUCCACUCUCCAGCCGGCCGCCCGCCCGCCGCCGCCUCCGUGCGCCCGCCCAGCCUCGCCCGUGCCGCCACCAUGAGCCAGGCCUACUCGUCCAGCCAGCGCGUGUCCUCCUACCGCCGCACCUUCGGCGGCGCCCCGGGCUUCUCGCUCGGCUCCCCGCUCAGCUCACCCGUGUUCCCACGCACGGGCUUUGGCACCAAGGGCUCCUCGAGCUCGGUGACGUCGCGCGUGUACCAGGUGUCGCGCACGUCGGGCGGGGCUGGGGGCCUGGGGUCGCUGCGGGCCAGCCGGCUGGGGACCACGCGGACACCCUCCUAUGGCGCGGGCGAGCUGCUGGACUUCUCGCUGGCCGACGCCGUGAACCAGGAGUUCCUGGCCACGCGCACCAACGAGAAGGUGGAGCUGCAGGAGCUCAAUGACCGCUUCGCCAACUACAUCGAGAAGGUGCGCUUCCUGGAGCAGCAGAACGCGGCGCUCGCCGCCGAGGUGAACCGGCUCAAGGGCCGCGAGCCCACGCGCGUCGCGGAGCUGUACGAGGAGGAGCUGCGCGAGCUGCGGCGCCAGGUGGAGGUGCUCACCAACCAGCGAGCCCGCGUCGACGUCGAGCGCGACAACCUCAUCGACGACCUGCAGCGGCUCAAGGCCAAGCUGCAGGAGGAGAUCCAACUGAAAGAAGAGGCAGAGAAUAACCUGGCUGCCUUCCGAGCGGAUGUGGACGCAGCCACACUAGCUCGCAUUGACCUGGAGCGCAGAAUCGAAUCUCUCAACGAGGAGAUCGCAUUCCUUAAGAAAGUGCACGAAGAGGAGAUCCGGGAGUUGCAAGCCCAACUUCAGGAACAGCAGGUCCAGGUGGAGAUGGACAUGUCCAAGCCGGACCUCACAGCUGCCCUCAGGGACAUCCGGGCUCAGUAUGAGAGCAUUGCGGCUAAGAACAUUUCUGAAGCCGAGGAGUGGUACAAGUCCAAGGUGUCUGACCUGACCCAGGCUGCCAACAAGAACAACGAUGCCCUGCGCCAGGCCAAGCAGGAGAUGAUGGAAUACCGACACCAGAUCCAGUCCUACACCUGCGAGAUUGAUGCCCUCAAGGGCACUAACGAUUCCCUGAUGCGGCAGAUGCGGGAGCUGGAAGACCGCUUUGCCAGCGAGGCCAGCGGCUACCAGGACAACAUUGCGCGCCUGGAGGAGGAGAUCCGGCACCUCAAGGACGAGAUGGCCCGCCACCUGCGCGAGUACCAGGACCUGCUCAAUGUGAAGAUGGCCCUGGACGUGGAGAUUGCUACCUACCGGAAGCUGCUGGAGGGCGAGGAAAGCCGGAUCAACCUCCCCAUCCAGACCUACUCUGCUCUCAACUUCCGAGAAACCAGCCCAGAGCAGAGGGGCUCUGAGGUCCAUACCAAAAAGACUGUGAUGAUCAAGACCAUCGAGACCCGGGAUGGAGAGGUCGUCAGCGAGGCCACACAGCAGCAACACGAGGUGCUGUAAAGCCAGAGCCGCUCCGAGACCGUCCUCGCCCCUGUCCUCACUGCCUCCCAAAGCCAGCCUCCUUCUACCCUGGGACACCGCCCCCCAGCUGCCUCCCCUUCACAGCCCCUGCCCCCUCCUCACUGACCAGCCCUCGUGGUCCCCACAGGGGACAUGGCCUGGACCUGCCCAGCCACAGGGCACAUCCCAGACGCUGCCGUGAGUCCUGGCUGUUGGAAGUGGGUGAACGUGGCUCUCGAGCCAAGUGGAGCCCAGGCCCGGGCCUGUGACCUUGCCAUUCCCGCCUCCUAACCUUGGGCUCGAUGUUGGGACCCAACAGGGUCAGAGUGGAGCCCAGGAGACCUCUCCAUCCAUUAGCCUGGAUCACAGCAAGGGACAGCCUUGUGAGCAAGCUGGGCAGGUAGCAGGGUGGCCCCUGUGGAUCCUGGGGGGCUGGAGACCAUCACUGUUGUCCCUUCCUUUCCUUUCCCCAGCUCAGGGAGGGCUCAGAAAGCAAGGGCUGCAAGAAGGAACCCCCGAAGGUGCCGUGUGUGGGAGCAGGAGAUUCCGAAGGAGAGAGGGUGGGUGAGAUGCUGGAGAGGACAGAGGCAGAGCGUGGUCUCAGGCUGGCGUCUGGGGUGCCCACCUCCCCAAGCCCGCCCCUCUCGCGCAGGGCUCUGGACAGAAACAAUAAAGACGUAAGCACAAGCCUUGCCUGUCUUAACUGCCGGCUCGCCCUGGGGGUCCCUGGGGCCCCGUCACAUCGCCCUGAGAUGGAGUGGGCCCUGCCCCUGUGCAGCCAGCAACAUGGGGGCAAGGAGGGCUGGCCCAGGGGCUUUAGCUGGAGAACCACAAGUGCUUCCUCUUAGUCCCCAGCUCCUAGAUGGCACCUUUCUGCCCGCUCCGCGUCUUCAGGUCAGCAGGGGCACCUGCUGCUGUCCUUUCCAAAGGACUUGGUGGCUCCCACAGACAGCUCCCGAAGGAGACCCCGCAGUCCCCUCCUCAAAGGAACCUGGGUUCUUUCCAUGAACCCCUCCAAAGACCUCUGAUGCACAGGGGCUACAUCUGGAAAAAUAGCAAAGUGCGGAAAGGGGAAGAUCUGUGCAUGGCUAAGGAGACGCGACCCUCUACAAAUCCCAGUUCCCCUGACAGCCCUCUCCCGUUUCAAGGCAAUCUCGAGUACAGCGCCAUAGGGAAAUUUGGGGAGAAUGGAGGGAGGGGGAGGGGAGCGUGGGACAGCCCAGAAGAAAUUAGGAAAUCUCGGAGGGAAACAUGAAAAUACAUUAGGAGGCUUGAUAAUUAAAGCGGAUUUGUUCAGGAA
Molecule: messenger RNA, 2784 nt
Organism: Lepus europaeus (European hare)
Lineage: Eukaryota; Metazoa; Chordata; Mammalia; Lagomorpha; Leporidae
Gene: DES
Product: desmin
Exons: 9
Coding region: 75-1484 (469 amino acids)
Biological process (GO): skeletal muscle organ development
Cellular component (GO): cell-cell junction; sarcolemma; intermediate filament
Source: RefSeq, a predicted model, not a curated record